UAGAUGCAGUGUAUCUGGGAAAUAAGAGAGAUAUAGUGCUGCUCCAUUCUGCAUAUUCAAUGCCUUGUUGGUGGAAGAAAUGACAAUAAAAUUCAUGCCAUUAGAAACUCACACCGUCUUCACAUGCCCAUCUCCUGUUGAUUGAGGGAUUCAGAUUAUGCAUAUUCAAGAAUCCGUACUGGGUAUAAAUACAUCGUUAUGACGGAUGGUGGCAUUUCAUUAAUGCAACUUGAGCUGACAAUUCUUAGCGCAUCAUGAAAAAAUCAGGAAUGGCCAGUUUCUCACCCGUAGCUAAGUGCCGGUACAAGAAUCGUUCCAUAAGCUUGCCUGCUCGGUCGCAUCCGAGUGCCCGAAAAAUUGAGGAAGAGCUCGACAAGCUCAGGUCCUGGCAGGAGGCACCACUGUUGUGCUCCUAUAAGGCGGAGGAAUUGCUCCAAGGCCUAGUUGGGCUCAGCGAGCUGUAUACGUGCAUUGCCGAUUUCCUAGAUUUGCCGUCCACCAGCAGAGCUCUAGGACAAAACCGGCAUGAGGUGUGGCUUGACGAGUUGCUCCGAGGCUCCAUAAACUACCUAGACAUGUGCGGCAGGAUCCAGGAUGCGAUCUCAUCGUUGAAAGGAAGUGUUCGAGAGCUUCAAUCUAUCCUCAGAAGAAGCAAAGUCAGAAUUCUUGACGUUGAGAACGACGUCAAUGCGUAUGUUUCCUUCAGAAAAGGGAUGAGGAAGGAAAUUGCAAGGUCUCAAGCAGUGCUUAAGCAACAGGAACACGGCAUGUUCGAGGCAAUCGCUCCCUUACUUCUCGACAAUGACCUCUGUGCAGUAACAAGUGUACUGAGCGAGGCGAACGCUGUCGCUGGCUCCGUCUUCCUCGCGCUCCUGUCAUUCCUAUCAUCGUCAGUUUCGAAACUGAAGCCAGGUAGAUGGUCGACGGUUUCAAGGUCGGUACUCAAACGGGUGAUAGUCUGCGAUGACGAUCGCCGGCAGAGCACAGGACCUAAUGAGCUAGAGAGUGUGGACGUGGAGCUUACCAAGUUGCUGGAGUCCAAUUCAGGCAAACACAUCGAGAGCGAGAGGAUCGAGUCAGCAAACUUGAAGUUACAGGCUUUAAGCGAUUACAUUGAAGGCCUUGAGAGCGGAUUAGAGGGCUUGUUCAGGCACUUGAUCCACACAAGAGUGUGCCUCCUGAAUCUAUUUUCCGGUUGAAAAGUUUUUACCAAUUGUUCUUGUUCAUGUAU
Molecule: messenger RNA, 1231 nt
Organism: Eucalyptus grandis
Lineage: Eukaryota; Viridiplantae; Streptophyta; Magnoliopsida; Myrtales; Myrtaceae
Exons: 1
Coding region: 255-1199 (314 amino acids)
Biological process (GO): shoot system development; root development
Source: RefSeq, a predicted model, not a curated record